GAGAGAGGGAGGGAGAGAGUGAGUGAGUGAGUGAGUGAGUGGGGGGGGGGUUCAAAACUGGUGCGCUUAAAGGAAUACGUGUGAGCGGUUAAACCAGAACGUAGCCUGGACUGACAGGAUUCCAGCUGGGAGCGAGCCGAAGCGUCGUUAUUCCUCCUCAGUCAAAGGUGCUGAUAUGUGUACAAGAUGAGUGGACUGGGGGAUAACUCCUUGGAGCCACUGUGCUCCGAUCGAAAACGCAAACUCUCCUCCUGUGAAGCACCUGGCUUAGGGUGUGACAAGAGACGGCGAGAGCAGGAGAGCAAGUACAUCGAGGAACUGGCCGAGCUGAUCUCAGCCAACCUGAGCGACAUGGACAACUUUAAUGUCAAGCCAGACAAAUGUGCCAUUCUGAAGGAGACCGUCCGGCAGAUCAGACAAAUAAAGGAGCAGGGGAAGGCAUCCUGUGAUGAUGAUGUUCAGAAGGCGGAUGUGUCCUCCACAGGCCAGGGGGUCAUUGACAAGGACCAUCUGGGGCCGCUUCUACUGCAGGCCCUGGAUGGCUUCCUGUUCGUGGUCAGCCGGGAGGGCAACAUCGUGUUCGUGUCGGACAACGUUACCCAGUACCUGCAGUAUAAGCAGGAGGAGCUGGUCAACACCAGCGUGUACGCCAUCCUUCACGAGGAGGACCGUGAGGAGUUCCACAAGAACCUGCCUAAGUCCAACAUGAGCAGUGUGUCCUGGGGUGGUGAGGCUCCCCGGCAGAAAAGCCACACCUUCAACUGCCGCAUGCUGGUGAAGUUCUGCCACAACCCUGCUGAGGAAGGAGCUGUCAACCCCCGAUAUGAGACCAUGCAGUGCUUCGCACUAACCCAGCCAAAGGCCAUGAUGGAGGAGGGCGAUGACCUCCAGUCGUGUAUGAUCUGUGUGGCUCGGCGAAUGACUGCUGUAGAGAGGACAGAGGUCUUCAACACCAGACAUGAGCUUUCGGGCAAGCUGAUCCAGAUCGACCAGACCUCCCUCCGUGUGUCCAUGCGGCCAGGCUGGGAGGACCUCCUGCGUAGGUGUAUUCAGAUGUUUAUACAGCACAGUGAAGGACAGCCCUGGUCUCAUAAGCGCCACUAUCAUGAAGCCUUUCUGCAGGGGCACGCCGAGACCCCCCUGUAUCGCUUCUCGCUAUCCGACGGCACCCCAGUCACAGCACAGACCAAGAGCAAACUGUACCGCCACCCCAUGACCAACGAGCCACAGGGCUUCUUGUCCACACACUUACUGCAGAGGGAGCAGAAUGGAUACCGUAGCAGCCAGGGUGGCAUGAGACCACAGGGCAUGGGGAAUGUAAACUCUAGCACCCAAAUGAACAUGCCGCCUGGUGGUGUGAUGGGUAUGAGCAGGGGCUACGGCAUGAAUGAACAGGCCCAAAUGGGGCAGAUGGGCGGCCACAUGUAUGGCGGUGCCAACCGGAUGAUGAACCAAAUCAAGAUGAAUCAAAUGAACCACCCAGGUCCUGGUAUGCAGCAACAGCAGCCCCCAUACCAGGGUGGGGGCUAUGGAAUGGGCAUGAACGGCUCUUCUCAAGGCAGCCCAAGCAUGAACAUAUCCCAGCAAAAUCUUAUGAUGUCCCCCAGGACUCGAGGGAGCCCCAAAAUGGGUGCCAGCCAGUUUUCUCCUGGAGGUAUGCAUUCUCCUAUGGGGCCAAGCAGUGCUGGGACUGCAGGGGGAGCUGGUGGUGCUGGAGGGAACAGCUCCUUCUCCAGCAGCUCCCUUAAUGCACUGCAGGCCAUAAGUGAAGGAGUUGGCAAUCCCCUGUCCUCCACUCUGGCCUCACCAGCCCACAAACCAGACAACCCUCAAAGCAUCAACUCGUCGCAGCCGCAACCUCCACAAAUGAUGGCGUGUAAGAGCAGCCGCGGGGGCUCCGGCAGCCCGGCAGGCGUGUUCAGUGGGGUAGGAGAUCAGCACAAUAUCCCACACUUGCUCCAUCAACACCACAUUCAGACAGGCGACAGUAGUUUAGAGCGGCUGGACAGUCAGGCUGGGCCGCAUGCCGCUAAGGAGGGCGGAGAGCCUAGUGCCGUUGGCACUGAGCAGCACCGGCAGGUUCCCGAUGGCAAGGGCCACAAGAAGCUGCUGCAGCUUCUUACCUCCCCAACCGAGGAGCUCAGCCUGAGUGUGUCUGGCAGUCACCCCAAUCUGUCACAUGGUGCGACCACACCCCCUGGAAUAGACCCUAAAGAGCCCACUGGCUGUGUCACCAGCCCUUCGUCAACAAGUGUCUCCUCUUCCUCUGGAGCUGCGGGGCAGGCAUCUAGUGGCGUGUCCUCACUGGCUGCUGCCCAUUACACUGCCUCGCUGCAGGAAAAACACAAGAUCCUUCAUAAACUGCUGCAGAACGGCAACACUCCAGAUGAGGUAGCCAAGAUAACUGCAGAGGCUACGGGGAAGGCAUUGACCGGCCAGGAGCCUGGGAUGGUGGAGCUCGCUGGCAGUGCAGGGCCCCCUCCAACUGGGACAGUCGAUAUGAAACAUGAGCAGCGGAGCCCCAAGAAAGAGAAGAACCAUGCCCUGCUGCACUACCUCCUCAACAAAGAUGAAUCCAAAGAGCCUGUUGACAUCAAACCAAAGCUGGAAGAGGUGGAGGGUAAGAAUGGGCAGGGGACCUGCAGCAGCUCUGGAAUCAUGACCUCCACCUCAGAAAAUAUAAGCAAGAUCAAGAUUGAGCCACCUGAUGAGCUGGAAGCCAUCAUUGGAGGUUUGAAGAACUCUGGCACAAGUUUUUACCCAGAAUCUGCAGCUGGAGGAGGAAAUGAUGGCAGGAACAAGCAGCAGAGCUGCCCUGAUGACAGCGGGAAGGGUGUCAGGAGUCCAGGCAUGGCAUCUGUAUCUCGUGCGCCCUUCCAAAGGGCUGUGUCUGUGGAUGGAAAGCCGGCCUCUGGGGUGGCAGCAGCGGGACGACGCAGCGCCCCCUGCAGCAUGCUUGUCAAGCAGGAGAGCAUGGAGGGUCAGCGGAUGAUGGGAACAUCAGACAACUUUUCAGGAAACAUGGGAGUAAUGAACAGGGGGAUGGGCUUUUCCCAGCGCUCACCAGUGGGAGGCUCAGGGGAAUGGGGAAUGCUGAAUUCCGGCACCAGUCCUGCAGGAUCAGCCGUGCACCCUUCCAUGAUUCGCCCAGGGAUGGAUUACAAUAACAAGAACAUGAUGGGAGAUCACUUGGUCAACCGCUCCAACAGUGUCCCAGGCAGCAGACCGAUGGUGCAGCAGCAACUGCUGGAAAUGGGACCAAAUGACAUGCACAUGGGUAUGAGUCCUUUCAAUCAGCAGGCGCCGCCCAAUCAGUCCCCGUCCUGGCCAGACAACGUGAUGGGAAUGGACAACCAAAACAGGCGCCAUAAUGGGAGUUCCCUGGAUGACCUGCUGGCUCCACCUUCCACCAGCGAGGGGCAGAAUGAUGAACGAGCCCUUCUGGACCAGCUGGACUCCUUGCUUAAUAACACUGACGUGAAUUCGCUGGAGGAGAUUGAUCGAGCGCUGGGCAUUCCAGAUCUUGUCAGCCAGGGUCAAGGUGGAGAGCAGGCCUCAGAGGCCUUCCCCGGACAGGACCCCUCCAUGAUCAUGGACCAGAAGCCCAUGCUGAACCAGGGCUACCCCGGAGCCCCUGGCAUGUCUAUGCAGUCUCCCUACAAUGCCAUGCAAGGCCAACCGGCCGGCUUCAACCCGAUGAUGAGCCAGGUGGGACAGCAGGGGGGUUUCUCCAUGCCUGGCAUGCACCCCCGCAGCAGCUUGAUCAGGCCCCGCAUGAUGACUGCCACCAAGCCCCUGCGGCUGCAACUACAGCAGAGGCUGCAAGGCCAGCAGUUUAUGAACCAGAAUCGCAUGGGGAUGAAGAUGGAGCCCCCAGCAGGUGGGAACCCUGCACUUCGCCCCGGGAUGCAGCCACAGCCCGGCACGCAGCCUGGUGGACAGGCUGGGUUCCUGAAUGCUCAGAUGUUGGCACAGAGGAACAGGGAGCUCAUAAACCUGCAGCUACAACGACAGAGGAUGAUGAUGCUAAUGCAGCAACAACAACAGCAGCAGCAGGUCACUGCGCCCAGUGGAGGGUUUAGUCCCCCUCCCAAUGUUACCGCCCCUAGAGGCAUGGACAAUCCAAUGGCUGCCCCCCCCAUGAACCAGCCAGCGCAGCAACAGUUUGCCUAUGGGGGGAACUAUGGGAUGGUCCAGCAGGGGGACCCUUCAUUUGUGAGUUCGGGCAAUAGUCCACCCAAUUCCAUGAUGCCCAGUCGUCUAGGUCUUCCUCAAAAUCCCAUGAUGCAGCAGCACCCCCAGGGUGGUCAGAUGUACCAAACGACAGAUAUGAAAGGCUGGUCACAGGGAGGCAUGCCUCGCAACAGCUCAUACCCCCAGCAGCAAUUUAGCCAGCAGGGAAAUCCUGGCUCAUACGGGGGCAUGAUGAUGAAUGGAUCCAUGCCAGUCAAUGGCAGUGGGGGUCAUAUGGGACAGAUGCAGGGCCAGAUGAUGGCAGGGCAGAUGAACACCAUGGGCAUGGGACGGAUGCCUAUGGGGCCUGAGCAGCAGAAGUAUUGCUGAACCUGAAGCAGAGCGGUGUGAUGGAAUGGAGACUCACUGUGACCCCUGUAGUCUGCUGAACUGUGCCCAUUCCAGUGAACUGAGCUACUGUCUCUCUAUAUCCAGACCCCCUGUGGAUAGGCCCAGAGGAUCCAUGUCAUUCUGGGGUGUGGGGGGGGGCAUGUAACCACACAAUUGUAAAUGCAAAAGAUUGUGACAAACGCCUGGGUGUACAAUUUAUAUCUUCAACAUUCAAAAUCUAUUUAUCUAGUUUGUGGCGCUCCUGUCCCUCAGUUGUGCAUCUUCCUGCUGGAGGUAACUUGAUACACUGGACCGAGAAAUGUUGGUCAUGUUUCCUAUAAGAUGUAGAAUGUAGGUUGUACAGUAUUUCUCCUUCAUUUUGGGAUACUCUUUGCUUUCGUAUACAUUGGGUUAAGGUACUACGCAGACCUGUUUAGUUGUGAUUGCACUUUACAGAAAGCUAAAAAGAUUGUUGCAAUAUUUCUUGGAAAUUGUGUAGCCUUGUUCAAGAAUUAAUGCACACGGCAAACUUUCUUUUUUAAAUGGGCCUAUUCUAACCCAAAAAAAAUACGGAUAGGGGAAAGACAUGAUUUAAUAUGCAGAUUUAAGCAAUAACCUCUAUGCUUCAAGAUGAAGCUGGAACAGCACCACCAACUCAAUGUCAAGGUACUGCAGUAUUAAAUCUUGAGGUCACAUUUUGGAAUUUGUGAAUAGGAAUUGUAAAUAUGCUUUAUGUAUCAUAUGCUUUUGUAGGUGUUUUGCACAGAAUGUAAGGCUUAAUAUUUAAAAUAUAAUUUUCAUAUUGUGACUUGUAGGUCAAUACAGCUUUUAUUUUCAAUGAAAAAGAGGAUCCUCUUAUCUGCUUAUAUUUGAAUACAUUUUAAAAGCUACAAUGGUCUCUCUCUUCCUCCUUUAAGGCACUUUUCUUGAUGACAAAACCAUUAUUUUCUAGGAGGACAGAAAACUAGCUUGUAAUUAAUUAAAAGAUUUUAAUAAAGAUUUUAUAAUUUCCUCAGCCUUACAAAGAAACAUGCAUGAUGUUUACCCAACCUGAAAACCUAAUGAUGUCCUUCAAUUUUAAUUGAACUUAAGAUGAGGAUUCUGUAAGCUUUGGCAGUACUUUGCUCCCACGUUUACAAAGCGCAUUUGUUCCAUUUCAGGAAUUCUUUUCCACCAAUAGCUGUCCGAGAUAUAUUGUGACCAUGACAACCAGUUGUCAAUAGAAAGUAGUGGUGCUGUAGUGUUAAGUUUAUUUAAACGUAAGGCCUGUUAUACUUGUAGCCACACAUUCUCUGCGAAGCAUAGCUUGCGUGGACUGCGUGAGUUCUUUAGAUGGAAGAGGGCGAUGACCUCCUUUAACUCCUCUAUGGUGCUGAAACAUCCCAGGAAGUAAUGACAUGGGUAACAAAGGCUACUUGGUAAAAUGAGGGAUAUUUUAUAUAUUUAAUUAUUCUUUAUUAUGGCCGCCAUGGGUCAGGUAAUGUUUCUUUUCACUCAUUUAUUUACUCUUGAAUAAUGUUCAAGAAUCGUACCUUUAUAAGAUAUGCGAAGUCCAAAGAUUUUUGUUUCAAUGCUUUGAGGUUUCUGAUAUUGGUGGUGAAUGAGUAUUUGUCUGUGCGCAUAUAUUUAUGCACACAUGCGAAUACGUAUCUAUAUAUUAUAAUUGUAUAUUGUAUCAUACACAACACAAAAUAAAUGUUUCCAGCUCUGCAGCAGUAAUUUUUAUUUUAUGCUUCUUAAUGUAUGGCCAGUGGACUUCUUGCAGUUUUGCAGGGGGUCUUGAAGACCCUAAAGCUUGGAACAUUUGUAUAUAAACUAUUGCAGAUAUAUUACAACUACCACUGGGAAAUGUGUAAUCGGUGUACCGUGUUAUACUGAAACAGACAUUUUUAGCAAACACCACCUGUCUCUUCUUCCCAUGAGGUAAUUUUAGUGACUAUCUGUUAAAAUGAGUCUUUCUUCCAGAAUGCUACUUUUUUGUUCUUCCUGUUUGUUUAGAUACAGUUUUAAAAUGGCAAAUCGAGAAAUUUUAAUUGGACAUUUGUGCUAUACUGUUACUCUUAUGUUGUAUUCUGAGGCUGAAUGGCCUGUCACCACCUACCCACCUUUACUGUGUACUUUUUCGAAUGAAGAAUAGAAACAAAUUAAAUUUAUGCAGUCAAUUUCAGAA
Brienomyrus brachyistius is the source of this 6733-nucleotide messenger RNA. Its product is annotated as nuclear receptor coactivator 3-like. Gene Ontology annotation, biological process: cellular response to hormone stimulus; positive regulation of transcription by RNA polymerase II. Gene Ontology annotation, molecular function: protein dimerization activity; nuclear receptor binding. The record is from RefSeq and is a predicted model, not a curated record. Gene Ontology annotation, cellular component: nucleus. The transcript is spliced from 23 exons. The coding region runs from base 187 to 4563 and encodes 1458 amino acids. Lineage: Eukaryota; Metazoa; Chordata; Actinopteri; Osteoglossiformes; Mormyridae.